AGAAAAAAGUAUGGAAUGGAAUUCUUCGAACGUGGUAUCUAUUCAUCUCUUCGUCCGAUAUUAUUUAGAGUGGUAGGUGUUACGCGCGACAUUCGCAGCCCAGCCAAAACAUUUAACACAAAAUGUUCAAAAAGUACCCAGUUAAAAACUUAAAAAUAAUUACUCGAUAAUCUCGAUUUCCUUGAGUCAUUAUCUGAAGUUCGUAUUUAUCCGCUGUGUUUUCGUAUUGGGCAUGUCAUUUUGGUUGAAAUCGAUUAAGAUUUGACCCGUCUUUAAAAACAUCCAAUCCAGAAGUUUUUGGCGUGCAUUGCAAUUGAGGAGUGGAUAGCUAACUGUUCAUCUUUGGUGCAUCUACACAGGGAGUGUCGUAACAUUGUAUCUCUGGUCAAGGCAUAUUCUUUUGCUCAUCAGUUUUCUAUGAAGACAGUGCAUGCGGGAGCAGUGAGGACUUAAAAGAACCAUACCAGAGGAUAAGCCAUGGCAGGGCUUGGGCUAAAUCUGCAGAGAAUACCUAGCUUGUUCAAGCAGGCAGCUAUUUCUUUCAGGGCUAAUAUAAAGAUUCUUCUUGUCAUAGCUGCCUUAUCCUCAAUGUAUGAUACGGCCAUUGAGAAUUCUAUUGGUAUGGCUGGUUUUUCUUUCAGUAUAUCACAUGGAAACUUUUCACUUGACUUUGAUUUCCAAGAUAAACAGAAUCACAUCUCACCAGACUCUACAAGUGGUGCAACACAGCGGCAAAAACUUUUUGUAGAUGGGAAUAACAAUGCAAUUGUGCCAGGUGGUCAGGCAGGGCAGAAUAAAGAUUCUUCCAUAGGUCACUUCCUCCCAUCUUAUUUUGUGCCACCAUCUGUCGAUGAAGCCAAUGGACAUCUACAUGAAUUGAUACAAGGUGCAGACGAGAGAACAUUUUCCACUAGUCCAGUUGAAACAAAUGAUGGACACAGGGAUAAAAAAAUGAGUUCUCAAGCAGAGGACCAAGGAAAAGAGCAAUCAAUAGAGCAUGUAACCACUGGAGAAGAUCUUGCUAAUGAUAACAGUGAUACCCAAGGUUACAAGAGCAUUGGUGAAGAUUUUUCUAUUGAUAACAGUGAUGCUGGAGGUCCACAUUACAUGAAUUUGAGGCUGAUUUUUUCUUUGGGAAAUGACACACAAAAGGAGGUUACUGAGGAUCUUGAAGAAUCAGAAGAGGUUGGAAUAUUUGCAGGAAGGUUAUUUGGUGGAAGAGGCUUUGAUCAUCCAGGAGCAAUGCCUCAAGGAACUGGCACUACAAUGCUUCUGAUUUUACUUCUUUUUGGGGUUAUGGCAACUCUUCUCGUUGUAGUAGCUUUGCAGCAUUCUGCUGUUCUUGGAGCUGUGGCAUAUUCUGUAGUGACUACAUACAUGAACAAGAGAGUUUCCAUCCGGCAAUCUGUGAGAUCAGGCCUCAGAACUGGCAUGUGGAGACUAAUAUGGCUGGCAGUUUUGCAUGGAAGUUUGCGAGCCCUACAAUGCCUAUUCUUGAUGAAAUCUCUGUUUGGAAAAGUGUUGGAACUGGAAGAAAUGGAGAAGUUGGUCUUGCGGCUGUCAACCAUGCCAUUUGCAUUCCAGGCUCCUUGGAAGGAUGAAUUUGCCACAGAUUUGGGCAUGUCUUUUAGGAUUGGAGCAUUUAUUAGUUUGGAGUACUUGAUUGAUGGGCUGGCUUAUAGCAUCUACAUCACAGCUUGCUGGGUAGCCAUAAUGGAAAGGCAAUACAGAGGUGCUGAAACCCUCCAUAGAGGAUGGAACCUUGUGAAGAGCAUGGCAUUCCAAGCGGCUACAAUUAAAGUCCUUGAGUCUGUUGUAUGCGGACGAAGCUUUAAAUGGGUACUUCAACAAGUGCUUGGUCAUUUCUUGGCAACACUCAUAGUAUCUUUUAUUCAGAGUUAUUUCCUAGUGUUGUGGUUGGUUUUCUAUUUCUCAGCAAGGGCCAAAGAAAGUCAGGGACAUGCACGGCAGUUCACUGAGAGAGAUUUGGAGGACUUUCACAACAGGCUUCGGUAGGCUUCCUUCCUAGAAGCUGCAAUUGUAACUGUACUUUUUGUAGAUCUCUGUGCGGCAUGGUUAGCUUUGGCUAAAAAUAUUUCAAACAGGCAGGUCCUUGUAUGAAAGAGAUAUUUGCUUACCUCUAGCUUGAGUUUUGUUACAUUAAGCUUGAAUGGAGAACUCAUAGCAGGCUUUCUAGGGUGGUUUGUAAAAUAUAGCUCUACUGCACCAGCCAGAAAUUUGUAGGAUGUUAUCAAAUGGUAUAAAAGUGAAGUUGUACUUUGAACAUUUGAAGCAUGCGGUGUUUGUCUUAAUUGUACAACUUAUUCUUUGAUCUAGUUGAUUACUUUACCUCACAGAAAGGUCCAGGAAGCAAAGCAUCAGACUUACAAUUUUCAUGGUGCACUUAUCUUUAGGAACUCUCAUGGCUUUGCUUCCUAACCACCCUACUCUCUUGGCUCUACUUUGAGGUUCAGAUUAGAUCCUGAAGGCUUCUGGUAUGAGUACUGUAUUGCUGAUUGUGGAUAUUUCUUCUGAGGUUAUGCAAUCCAUUUUUGAAUAUUACUUGCA
Molecule: messenger RNA, 2568 nt
Organism: Cryptomeria japonica (Japanese cedar)
Lineage: Eukaryota; Viridiplantae; Streptophyta; Pinopsida; Cupressales; Cupressaceae
Exons: 2
Coding region: 478-2016 (512 amino acids)
Source: RefSeq, a predicted model, not a curated record